AUGUUGUAUCUGUUAUUAAUUGAAAAGAUUCCUCAGUCAAUGUUGGCCAGUUAUUUUAGAUGGUUAACGGAGAAAUGUAAAGAAGAGACCUUGGAAGCAUUGAGUGAUUGGAUGGUAGAAGAGGCAGAGUUCCUGAUUCGUGCAUUAGAGACGAGGAAAGGUAUGGCGACUAAGAAAACACCUACGGACAGAAGGACACAUCGUAGUUUUGCAGCCGUGAACAAUGGACGAGAGCGAAGUUGUGUAUGUUGCAACAAGUUUGGUCAUGGUGAGUGGAAUUGUACAAAGUUUAACGACGGUACUGUGAGACAAAGAUGGACUUUGGCAAAAGAAAGGAAACUGUGCUAUCGAUGCUUGUCGGAACGUCAUCUGGGAAAAGAUUGCCCUAGGACACAAGUAUGUGGACGGGAAGGUUGCAAGAGUAAUCACCAUCAGUUGUUACACGAGUCCGGGACUCAAGAUCAGAAGAAGAAAGUUAAUCAGGAUGGCGAGGGCAAGAUUUCACAGUCACCACCUAGUCGGUCACUUCAAUCAGUUCCAGAUUUAAAGGCUGAGAAUUCGUCAGCGUUAGAACAACCGACUGGGGCAGAAAAGAAAACAUACAUAGCAACGUUGGCUUCGUCGAAAUCAUCUAAAGAAGUUGUGUCAUUUCGUACAGUACCUGUCUGGCUGAAGGCGAACGGUCAGAAGAUAAGAGUUAAUGCUGUCCUAGACGAUCCUAGCAGCGCGUCCUAUAUUAGUGAAGAGGUAGCUGGGGGACUUGGACUGUCUGCACCAUACGAACCCGUUACAGUUCAAGUUUUAAACGAAAAUAUCGAGACUUUUGAUACCAUGCCAGUGGACUUGAUUCUCGAAAAUAGUGAUGGUAAUGUUCGAGUUCCAUUUCAAGUAUUUACGUGCCCACGUCAGAUCACAGGAAGCUACAAAGUUGUAGAUUGGAGGCGUUAUCAAAAGCGUUGGUCGCAUUUGGGAGUGUGUGAUUUUCCGGAGGCUACAGUAGAUCCGCUGGUAGAUGUGCUGAUUGGUCAAGAUCAAGUCGAUUUGCAUUACGCACGAUGUGAUGUAAGAGGGAAGCCAGGCGAACCAUCGCGCGAUUGGGUGCGUUAG
Paramuricea clavata is the source of this 1107-nucleotide messenger RNA. NCBI's taxonomy places the organism in Eukaryota, Metazoa, Cnidaria, Anthozoa, Malacalcyonacea, Plexauridae. The record is from the annotation of a GenBank genome assembly.